AUGAUCUGCGGAUCCAUGGAGGUUCAGAUCUCGCACAAGGGGCAGCCCAGUGCGGUGGAGAUCCUAUCCAUGGAGGAGUUCCGCGCUCUGGCACAUAACAUCGAGGACUGCCUGGACCGGUUCCUUCCCUGCGCCGCGUGCGAGGGGGAGCUCCAGAUCCGCGAUCCAAGAAAGUUCUGCCAUGAGAUCGCGAGACUCAAGCGGGCGCUGGAUGCGGCGCAUGAGCGAAAGGUCAGAUACAAUGCAGACUUUGGCUCCUCCGCAGCCGAAUCGAACCUGGACGACAACCCCGUUGACCCAGAGAAUCCGGGCGCCUACGGGGCUUCUCCUGCGGUGGGCAUCGAGGAAGCAAAGCAGGAGCUUUGCAAGUCCUUAGUUGAUGGCGGCGGCGGCGGCGGUGGCCAAGCUAGCCGCAGGAAGCUGAAGGUGGUCUCCGUCGUCGGAUUUGGGGGCUCCGGCAAAACGGCACUGGCAUGGGAAGUGUACAACUGCCCUCAAGUCGCCGAGCAAUUCUGUUGCCGUGCCUGGGUGACUCUGGCGUCCAAGCACAAACACGAUGUCGCUGCCAAGGAGGCGCUCUUGAGGGCCAUACUUGAGGGGCUUCUCGGAGAAGAAGCACAGGAGUCCGUGCCACUGAAACUCCGACAGCUCCAGCAGCAUGUCAGUGUUCUUCUCCGGACAAAGAGGUGUUUAAUUGUAAUUGAUAACAUCAAGAUGGAGAUCUGGGACGCAAUAAAACCCAUCUUCCCAAAUGAAACAGAGAGCAGAAUACUAGUGACCACGACUGUGACUUCAGUAGCUAAUGCCUGCAGCUUGCCUGAUGGUUAUGUUUACAGUAUGAGAUCUCUUAGUGCGGAACAGUCCAAGGCUUAUCUAGACAAGAAGGUUUUUGUCAAUGGAUGCUCACCUGACUUGGAGAGGGGUUCAACUGCAAUCGUGAACAGAUGUGAUGGUCACCCACUCGCUCUUGUUAGUGUUGCCAAAGCUUUGCAAGGUCACAAGUUGACAGGGGAUCUCUGCGAAGAAAUGACCCGCAACCUAUGUUCUCGCAUGGACGAGAACAAGAAUGGUCACUUCACAAAACUAGGGCAAGUUAUUAUGAAUAAUUACAGCAGUCUGCCUGGCAAUUCUCUCAAGACCUGCUUACUAUACUCAAGUGCAUUCCCAAAUGAUCGCCCAGUCAGCAGGAAAACUCUUACUAGCCGAUGGUUAGCUGAAGGAUACAUUGAUGGUGACCAAGAGAUUGCCAAUAAGAAAUUGGAUGAGCUAAUCGACAGGAAUAUCAUUCGUCCUGUCGAUCCAAGCAACAACGGGAAAGCCAAGACGUGCAAACCUCACGGUAUCAUGCACCAGUUCAUGCUACACAAGUCCAUGGCUUCGAAUUUCAUUGAUACAUCUUUUGGCGCUAAGAACCGAAGUAACUUCCGUCACCUCAUUAUUGAGAACGCUACAAAUGGCACAGCAGGCAACAAGGGAGAUGGUACCGGUCCAGCUGGCCAUGACCGCCUGCACAACAUCUUUUCGUCUUUCAAAAAAAAGGUUGAUAAUUUGUUUUCGGGAUCAGCCAGCAAGCAGCUGCGCCCCAGAUCUCUAACAGUCUUUGGGAGUGUAGAAGAAGCUGUUCCAGACUUGACGAGUUUUGAGCUGCUGAGGGUGUUGGAUCUAAAAGAAUGUAGUGUUUUGAAUGAAGAACAUCUGGGGCAGAUAUACAAGCUGCUGCAUCUCAAAUAUCUGACACUGGGGAGCUCUGUUAGCAAUCUUUCAGUUCAAAUGGAAAGGCUUCAUUGUUUAGAGACACUUGACUUGAGGAAGACAAAGAUAGAGACACUGCCUAUGGAAGUUAUUACUCUGCCCCAUCUUGCACACCUUUAUGGAAAGAUUAAGCUAAAAAAGAUUAGUGGCAAGAACCUUAAGGGAUUCCUGCAAGGAAAAACUAAUUUGCAGACUCUGGCAGGAGUUGUUGUAGACAUCAACUCUGGAUUCCCGGAACUGAUGGUUCAUAUGAAAAAACUGACAAAGGUCAAGAUAUGGUGUGAGAUCCCUAGCACAGAUAGCAAUUACGCCGUACUUUCAGAGGCCAUUCACAAGUUUGCUCAGGCUGGUAUGGCUACUCCAGUAGGCGCCCGUUCCCUAUCACUUCAUUUGAAUGAUUUUUCCAAAGGUUUGCUUCAUCACCAUCAAGGUGACAGCACAAUUGCAACAUCAAGAAAGCGUGGUUAUCUUAGCUCACUGAAACUGCAAGGCAGCCUGAAUCAGUUACCUCAGUUUGUUACGGGCCUGCGUGGUCUGAAGGAGCUGUGCCUUACAUAUACUAAUCUGAAGGGGUCUGAACUUCUAGCAGGUCUGGGCAACCUAAAGCUCUUGGUUUGUCUCAAACUGGUUGAAGUCGAUCUCGCCGAUUUAAAUAUAGACAUUGGGGAUUUCCCAAGCCUGCAACGGCUUUGCCUUGUGGUCGAAAAACCCAGAUUCCCUAUAAUUGAGCAUGGAGCUUUGCCGCGUCUUGUUUCACUCCAGUUUCUCUGUAAAGAUCUAGUGGGUCUUUCUGAUGACCUAAAAGUGGAAUCAUUUGAAGCUCUUGAGGAAGUCGCUCUGGAUUCUAUGCUCAAUCAACAAACCAUACAGCUCUGGGAAAAUGAAUUGAAGAAGCACCCCAAGAGGCCAAGGGUUAUCUUGCUCGAAAAGGUGGUUGAUCCAACCAAAACUAUGUCGGGGAAAUAUGUUGCCUCCCGCAAAGUCUACAACAGUUGUUACACCGACACUCCGCAAACGAGGUUGCAGAGGUCUUGUCAAGUCACAGCUCCCCGCGAGCAAUCUCCAACACCUCACUCUCUGUUUGAUCAAGUUCAAGUUUGCAGUGGACCAGGAAUUUACCACAUUAGAUGUGAAACUGGACUCUCUCCAUAUAUACAUUCAUCUGUGUCGUUGAGCAGCCCAACAUGA
Molecule: messenger RNA, 2940 nt
Organism: Triticum turgidum subsp. durum (durum wheat)
Lineage: Eukaryota; Viridiplantae; Streptophyta; Magnoliopsida; Poales; Poaceae
Source: the annotation of a GenBank genome assembly